AUGCCCUUCAUGCCUGUCUAUGUGGAUGACAUAAUCAUCACUGUCACAACUUCUAUCUCUUGCCAAGCUCUCAUCUCCCAGCUUAGUGCCAAAUUCUCAAUGAAAAAUCUAGGUCCAUUGCAUUAUUUUUUGGGUAUUCAGGUUCAGCGCACUGCCGAUACAAUGUUUCUCUCCCAACAGAAGUACAAAUGUGAUCUCCUUACUCAAUUCUCCAUGUUGGACUACAAACCAUGCUCAACACCUUCUUCCUCUCAAAAAUUGGACAAUACAAGUGGUGAAAUCCUCUCUGAUCCUUCCACAUAUUGGCCUCUCAUUGGCGCCUUACAGUAUCUUAUAUGGACCAGGCCAGAAAUUGCGCUCUCAAUCAAUCAAGUGUACCAACAUAUGCACACUCCUUGUACUCCGCAUUUGUCAGCCGUGAAGAGAAAAUUGAGAUAUCUAAAAGGCACACCAGCUUAUGGCUUGCUCAUUCGCAAAGGAAAUCUCAACCUCACUGCCUAUUCUGACAUAGACUGGGCUGGUUGUCCCAUUGACCGGGGCUCUACCACCGGCUAUUGUAUCUUUUUUGGACAAAACUUGGUGUCUUAG
This is a messenger RNA of Prunus mume (Japanese apricot), 588 nucleotides long. NCBI's taxonomy places the organism in Eukaryota, Viridiplantae, Streptophyta, Magnoliopsida, Rosales, Rosaceae. The record is from RefSeq and is a predicted model, not a curated record.